This is a messenger RNA of Aureobasidium melanogenum CBS 110374, 2007 nucleotides long. RefSeq lists its product as uncharacterized. NCBI's taxonomy places the organism in Eukaryota, Fungi, Ascomycota, Dothideomycetes, Dothideales, Saccotheciaceae. The transcript has a single exon. The coding region runs from base 1 to 2007 and encodes 668 amino acids. The record is from RefSeq and is a predicted model, not a curated record.
AUGUCGAGCGAGCCCCCGUCUCCCGCCAUCAUCGACCCACAAGCACACCUGCACCGAGAAAUUCAAAGCCUGAAAGACAAAAUCAAAGACCUCAAGGAGAAACUCGCUCAACGCGACGACAGUUUUGCCUACUAUGAGAGAUCAAAUUCCGAACUGCAAGACCAAGUCGAAGACCAGACCAUCCAACUCGAAGAAAAAGACCUCAUCAUCACAAAACUGAAAGCGCACAUCGAAGCACACAAACAAGAACACGAAGAAACCCAACAGGAAAACAAAAAGUUACGUCGACAAUCUUCGCACUUUGAGGAAAUAGUCAAGGCCAAUGAAAAGGAACUCAGAAAUCUUCCGGACUUGGAAAAGGCUAUCGAAGAUAGAGAAGCUGAAGUUCGCAACUUUACUGCUGAGUUGGACUUGACUAGGACGGAACGUGAUGACAAGAUUACAGAGACCAAGGGGUUGGAAGGUGAUAUUGCAAACUUGAGACAAGAGUUGGAGACCAAGGAUGAGGAGAUCGACAUCUUGCAUGAAAAACUCGACAUCUUUGAACGUCACAUCACUAUCAGCAAAGACCUUCCUGCCGAAGAGCUUGACGAUGUACUCUACGACUUCAUGGAGAAGUGGUCUGCCAUGCAGGCUGAUGGACCCAGCCCUCCCAAGAAGAACAAGCGCUCUUCGCUCAGUGGCAUGAACCUUGCGGAUGAGUUUGAAGCUCUCAGUGAUGAUGGAUAUGACUCUGAAGAUGGAGGCUAUGCAUCUGAUGAUCGCAGUAUUCGCAGCAUGAUAUCUGAGAGACCUGCAAAGAAGGUUGAGCAGGCGUUGGAGAUGUCGGCGAUUGUGUCUGUCGCUAUUCAUCCCUCGAUCAAGAAGCCUGUUGAGAUGGCUUCUGCUGGUACUCAGAUGAGCCCCAAGCCAACGCCCAAGAAUGUCAACAAUGGUACUCAGACCAGCCCUAUUGAGUCGCCCAAGAAGGCUCAGACAAGCAGUGCAGAAAGUCAAACAAGUCCUGUCGCAUCGCCAAAGAAGUCUUUUACACAAGUCAUCAGUAAUGGCGUACAGACCAGUCCAAUCGCCGCUCUGAUCCAGAAAUUCACUCCUACCAUGGUCAAUUCUUCCGCUCAAACAGUCACUUCACCUCGCAAAUCCUUUUCCGAGGUUUUGAGCAAUGGAGUCCAGACAAGCCUGAUCACUCCUGCUGUCAAGAAACGCAAACCAUUCUCGCAAGUCGUGACCAAUGGAGUCCAGACGAGUCCAGUAGCUCCUUCAACGACCAAGGUCGCUUCUCCUCUCAAGACGUUUACAUUCUCUGGGACAAGCAGUGUAGUGUCAACAAGUCCUAUUGCUCCAUCGCCAAAGACUGCGGCUUCUGAGACUGCCGUGCAAACAGGUCCAACGAUCACUUCGCCCUCGAAUGUCCCUCUUCCAUCAAGUCCGGUUUCCAAUUCUCCUGCCACUAGCAAGCCAUCACCCAAAUCUCCUCUAUCGAAUGAAUUUACCGAAGAGCAGCUCGCACUCGACAACGCCUCGUCUCCUCAACCCGGCAAACCGUCCAAAGUCAACACGCUAAACAUCAAACGUCCUCGCGUACCUACCAAAGACAUGUCAUCUACAACCCACAGCCACUAUAAAGCCGUCACAGCUCCCUCAACCUCCAAAGCCUCGCCUUCUUCCAGCACCGGCACAUUCCCUUCGUCUUCUCACCCUGAUCUGCCUACCAUCCUCUUCACAUUCUGCCAGGACAUCACCACCAACAUCCUCAUCCACCGUCGCUUCCUUCUUCUCUGUACCCUUGCAUCUUACCUCGGUUUCGCAAUCGCCUUUUCCUUGGCAGAGUAUGAUUGGGCUCAUGCCAAUGGCUAUGCUCCCGAGAAUAAACUCUUUUAUAUUGGAGCUGCGGUUCCUAGACAGAUUAUUGGGGUAGUUCUGGGACUGAUGGGGUGGUUGUGGAAUGCAGUGUUUGGAGAGUGGAGUUUGGGCGGUGGGGGGAGGUUGCCUUUGAGUCCUGGGUGA